AGCGAAACGACCGAGUGAAUGUGUUGAGAACGAAACCGCUGCUUUGCGAGGGAGAGGGAAACCCACUCCGCCGCUAGUACCUCCACUGCUUCCCGCCAUUAGCGAAGCGCAGGGGGUUCUUCUCUGCCACAUCCAAACAUAUUGUUCUGUCAUUGCCAUAUCCAAGCCACCGGCCUUUGGGUUUUACUGGAGAGAAGGGUGUGAUUGUUCUUGUCAGCGGGAGGGAAAAGGGGGAAUUUUCUGUGGAGAGAAAAGGUGGAUACGUGUAUGUGGGGGCUGUGUGUGUCUCGGUUGCGUUUUGGCCUUCCAACACCCACUUUAGAGUGACUGUUACGCCCCUAAGUUUUUCAGAAGGGCUGUUUAGGAAAAUUUUAAAUAUCGAAACCUACCGCCCCUUUCUCGCCUCUUCUUUAUUUUAAAGGAAAGCAGAGAGAGCGAUCGAGGGAGACAGGGAGAGAACGGGAGAGAAAUCGCGGGAGAGGUGAAGAGAGAAAGAGAGAGAAGAGACAAGGGAGGAUGAGAGUGGACGAGGGAUUGAGAGAUAGAGGGGAAGAGGGGCGGUAGCGGAGGUGGGCUGGAUCGCGAAACCGCACCCAAGGACAUGCUUGGAGAGCGUAUUGAAUUGUGUUUUAUUCUUUGAUAGAAUUUCCAGGGAAGGCAGCUAAGCAUCAGUUUAUAUUUAAGACUUCGAGUUUCCAGCGUAAUAGGAAUUAACAUAACCAAAGCGGUCACAGAAGAGAUAAUUGAAGAUCAUGGAGGAAGCAACCACCUCUUCACAGGGGGUAGCAAAUAUCUUCAAACUGGGCACUACCCAUGAGGAAAUCAUAAAGAGAGAUGGCCCACAAUUGGUGGGUUUACUAAAAGAAAUGAAGGAAGGAUUGGAUACGGUUAGGAGCAAAGUGCAAGCACUCAUGGAAAAGGUUAAGGAGAAUAUUUUCCCAACUAGAGAAGGUAUAAGUUACCUCGAUGUGAAGUAUUUGCUGCUCCUCAGUUACUGCCAAUCAAUCAUUUAUUAUUCACUUCUCAAGGCAAAGGGUCUCUCAGUUUCUGAUCACCCUGUUGUCCGUAGCCUUGUGGAAUCCAGACUGUUCUUGGAGAAGGUUCGUCCUAUCGACAAGAAACUUCAAUAUCAAGUAGAGAAGUUGAUGAGAGCUGCUAAUAGUGGAUCUAGAAUGGUGGCCCCUGAUGUGAAGGAGAGUGAGGAUAAAGAUAAUCCAUUGCAAUACAAGCCUAACCCAGAUAUGAUUGUCAGUAAGAUUGAUCAGGCUGCCCAGGAUGGGAAGGGCCUGUACCGUCCGCCUAUGAUUGCUCCUACUAGCAUGGAUGAGGGGCACAGCUCAAAACAUAAGAGGACAGAGUUGAGAAAGGAGAAAGAAGCAGUGAGGCAAGCAUCACAUAGUUCCUUCUUGAAGGAAAUGAUGAACGAGUUGGAAGGAAAGCCAGAAGAAGUGAGGACAAGCGGUUGGCAUGAAAGUAGAGAUUUCAUCAGAGAAAAGGCAAAGUUGGAAGAGCGUGCACACAUGGAGGAGGAAAAUUUUGUACGUGUUCCAUAUUCUAAGGAGGAAAAAAAGAAGAUAAAGCAACUGAAACGUGCUAGAAAUGGGCUGCUUGGAUUGGUAGAUGAUUUCUAUCAUGAGGUUUCUGGUUUAUUACCUGCUGAAGCAAAGGAGAGCAAGAAGAAGAAAGGCGGUGCUGAUGUGAAAGGCAAGAAAAAUUUUGGGAAACGCAAGAGGAUGCGGUGAAAUGGCAUCUCCUCCAAGGUCCAGUAUCAGAAUCUCGACUGUUAGAGAGGAGCUAAUAGCUGUGGACAUUUUUGAAUCUGCUACAACUGAUUAAAGGCUGGAGCUUUACUACCAGUGAAAAAUGGCCGCAUCUCUGGAACAGAUUGGCCAAGUGGUGAAACAUUUGCAGUGCUGUGGAGUAUCUGCUGACCGGCUGUCAUGAUAUACGAGUUACUAAUAUCUAUUGUUCUACUUGUUUGACGAUGCUGAUUUAAACGAAAACGAGUAAAAUUGUUCUCUUUUGUUCGUAAGACCUAUUAUCGCAAGAUAUUGUCCGACAGUUUUGACUUUAAGAUAGAGCUUGUUGCUGUAUAUCUAUUAAUAAGUUUACA
Nymphaea colorata (pocket water lily) is the source of this 2113-nucleotide messenger RNA. RefSeq lists its product as uncharacterized. Gene Ontology annotation, biological process: maturation of SSU-rRNA from tricistronic rRNA transcript (SSU-rRNA, 5.8S rRNA, LSU-rRNA). The transcript is spliced from 12 exons. Bases 753 to 1742 code for a protein of 329 amino acids. NCBI's taxonomy places the organism in Eukaryota, Viridiplantae, Streptophyta, Magnoliopsida, Nymphaeales, Nymphaeaceae. Gene Ontology annotation, cellular component: nucleolus; small-subunit processome. The record is from RefSeq and is a predicted model, not a curated record.